Molecule: messenger RNA, 1505 nt
Organism: Mercenaria mercenaria
Lineage: Eukaryota; Metazoa; Mollusca; Bivalvia; Venerida; Veneridae
Exons: 3
Coding region: 60-1157 (365 amino acids)
Source: RefSeq, a predicted model, not a curated record
UAAUCUCAUACGACACCGUAUCAACAAUUCGCGAAAGGAAAGAUUUUUGAUUUUUUUAAAUGGCUAGCAAAAGCAUUGGCAAAAGGCCUAUAUUGGACAUCAGAUUUAUUCACAAGGAGUUAAAAAAGCACAAUGAUACUAUACGUAGUGGAAUCAAAGGAUUCGAAAAUAAUGAUUCUCUUCUGUUUUUUGUCCGAAUCUUGUCUUGCAAUGGCGCCUACAGCAGCAGUUUUACCGAUGCCUGGUGCGAAACUCAAGUCGAUUUCUCAAAAGGUGUUUCUUACAGACAUUUGUUUGACAUUGGAAUUUUAGAGCAGUUUUUGGAAACAUGUGAUUUACCCGCAAGUCUUGAUGAGAACCUAAAAUACUGUCUUUUACUGGCCUUCCAAACUUUGGCAGACUUUAUGGAUGAUUAUGAAGAAACAGAGAAACUCAUUAUGAGGUAUGCAAACUCAAAAAUAAAAGAAGUUUAUUGGACUGGAGUAUUUGGAACACAUGUUAUUAAGAAACUGUCCAGUGCCAAGAAAAUGACAAUCAGUGAUUGUGGUUAUGAAUUUGGUGCAGGUGCAGAAGAAUGUUUAUGUGGCUGUGGUGAAGAACUAGUUUAUGGAGACACCAGUAUGGGACAUGCUGAUGUUUGGCAUGGCAGUGUUGACAUACUUGUGCCUAACGUAGCAGUAAAUGUAACACCAGAUAUUCCUGUUGCCGGUUUUGAAAUGGAAACAGAUAAUCUUGAGAAAUAUAGACGCCAACUGAUUCCCAAAGCCAUUGUAACAAGUUGUUCUAUGCAUAGUUCUAAACCAUUGAUUGCAAUUUCAAAAUCAAAUAUGAAACUACUUCUUUAUGACUUUGAUUCUGACAUUCUCUUUGAAAGUGAAGAGUUUUACUUCAAAGAAAGUCUUACAAUUGUUACAAUUUUAGGACUAUGGCUUGCAAUAAACAACGUAGUGUUUGGUUUGGACAUUAAUCCUGCUUUCAAAAAGACUGGAUGUCAGUCAGGUUUCAAGGCAUUUAUUCAAGAGGCUAGAAAACUUGAUAUUUAUGGAAACCAGAUGCAUUUAUAUGGGUGCAAAGAAGUCCCUAGGAUAGGACGACCUAUUUCUGAAAUAAUAUCUGAAAUCAGGCGAAACCGCAUUUCCCUUGUGAUGCCUGAAUAAUCUGGUGCUGAUUUAUUGUGUUGCCCUAUUUUUUGGAAUGGUCACUGGAUUGUCUCUUGUAGACACACAGCUUGUUUGCUUUCUGGCAUCCACUAGUCAUUAGCGAUCUUAGUAAAACUGCGGUUUUGAAUUCAGCUACAAGAUCUCAGAUGAGUUCCAAAUUAAUGGAAAAUUGGACAAUUCAGCAUGAAGUUAGUUACUGUCUAGGGAUUUUCAUUAUCUUGCUUGUUUAUUGUACACUUCUUGUGCAGAGCAUAACUUCCAAAGUAUAAAAGCUUCUUAUACAGAUAGGUAUCAUUGAAAAGUGUUGUGCAUAAAAACGUGUAUUAAAGAGGUGUAUAGGUGGUA